UAUAAGCGCAGUGGACCCAAAAUUCCGUAAACGCGCAAAAUGAGAGUGUGGUGUGCGACCCUCGCCGUUGCGGUACUUGCGGUGGCAGUUGCCGCCGACCCCGACACUGGGCGCCACCUGACGGCGGCGCAGCGAAUCUACAGGAUCUUGCAGAGGGUCAACGAAAAUGACAGGAGCGAGUUCAUCAGGUACCACCUACACAAAGGGUACGAGCUGGCGCAGAAGGAGCAAAGUUCACGAUAUCCAGGGUUUAACUACGAAAUUAGCAAUAAAGACUCGCUCCUAAUUUAUGAAUAUUUUUCCACCUACAACGACGUGACUGACGACGAAGUGGCGAAAGUGGCCCGAACCGUCAUCUGCUGGAAGGACAAGUGCAUAGACUUCGCGGAUCCCGGAAUUCAUCCCUAAACUGUAUUUUAUAAAGUAUUCAAUAAACUUUUUACUUCCCUA
Molecule: messenger RNA, 450 nt
Organism: Zophobas morio
Lineage: Eukaryota; Metazoa; Arthropoda; Insecta; Coleoptera; Tenebrionidae
Exons: 3
Coding region: 40-408 (122 amino acids)
Source: RefSeq, a predicted model, not a curated record